CUCUUGACAACAUUCACGGAUAUUUUUUACAACCAUUCCGUCCGUAAUUAAAUAGUUAUUAAUAUCGGAAGACGGUACAUUUUUUUUUCGAAUUUUUUAACUUAACAAUGCGAGGUCGGAUUUCAUUAACACUGAUCGUGUGUUUUCACGUUUGUUUAUGCCUAACCUCUUAGUGUAACAAUGUUAUAAGUACGUAAAACUGUUGCAAUAACAAUUAGUAAUUAAAAUGCCGGAGAAUAAAGAGAAAGAGGAAGAGAGGCCUGUCGUUGCAAAAAGUGCAAUCGAUUUACAGCGAUUAAAGCUUCAAAAGUUAAUGAAAAAUCCUGAAAAGCCUGUUAUAUUGCCGGAACGACCUAAAAGUAAGAAUACACCAACAGUGCCAGAAUUUGUUCGAAAUGUGAUGGGCAGUAGUGCAGGUGCAGGCAGCGGAGAGUUUCAUGUGUACAGACAUCUACGGCGUAAAGAAUAUGCAAGACAGAAGUUUAUUCAAGAAAAGGGGCGUAAGGAACUUUUAGAUGAGGAGUAUCAUAAAAAGCUAGAAGAGAACAAAAAAACAGCCGAAGAAAUAACAGCAAAAAAACGAGCAAAAAGAUUAAAAAAGAAGCAGAAAUGGAAACAAAGAAAAAGAUCGAAAUUAGUAAAUGUAGGUAAAAGUAACAAAAACGAAGACAGCAAUUCGGAAAAACAAAGUUCGAGCGAAUCAGAGUCGGAUGACAAAAAUGAUAACGAAUACAAAGUUAUGUCUAACGAUGAAACUGAAGACAGUGCAGUUGAAAAUAACAAAAAUGUACAAUGUCUAUCGUCAUCUGUAAAUGAAAGUAUAGAUGAGAACAAUAUAAAUCAAAAUGAUGAAUCACGUUUGCAAAACGAGUGUAACAUGAAAAAUGACUUGGAAAUUGUUCAUGAUAGCGAAGUAUCUAAUACGGAAAGUGAAAAAUCGAGUCAUAUUGACCAUAAAGAUGCAAGUUGAAAUAACAAUACAGAAUGUAUAAGCACAAUUGUUGAAAGCUGCUGUGACUAUAACUUUUGUAUUUAUAUCCAAUCAUGAUUCUUGCUACCGGAAUGAUCAAAAUACGUAUUUUUUACAAACAUGA
Colletes gigas is the source of this 1094-nucleotide messenger RNA. RefSeq names its product PRKR-interacting protein 1 homolog. The record is from RefSeq and is a predicted model, not a curated record. Gene Ontology annotation, cellular component: nucleolus. Gene Ontology annotation, molecular function: double-stranded RNA binding; protein kinase binding; protein kinase inhibitor activity. The coding region runs from base 227 to 970 and encodes 247 amino acids. Gene Ontology annotation, biological process: negative regulation of protein kinase activity. The transcript has 3 exons. NCBI's taxonomy places the organism in Eukaryota, Metazoa, Arthropoda, Insecta, Hymenoptera, Colletidae.